Vicia faba (fava bean) is the source of this 595-nucleotide messenger RNA. Lineage: Eukaryota; Viridiplantae; Streptophyta; Magnoliopsida; Fabales; Fabaceae. The record is from the annotation of a GenBank genome assembly.
AUGGAUUGUACCGGUCGGUUUCGGAUAAGUUGUUUCGGUCCAUCGAAAUCCAAAACCGACCGCCUAUUACUGAUUUUCUAUUUCAUUUCAGUUUCACAGUCUCUCACUCUCUCUAAUCUCUGCUGCUAGGGUUUCACCACGCUGUCUUCUACCACCGUCGUCAUUUACGAUUCUCAAGCACCACCAUGCCACCAUGCCGGCCACCACGAACCACCAACGAUCAAGUUUUAACCCUAUAGAAAGUAGAACACAAACCGAUCGAUCCACCCCUGUUUUAACCCUAGUGCAGCAGCUUCAAUGGCUUUUUGCUUAUUCUCAAACUCAUGUGGAAAAGGAAAGAAAGAGAGCACAAGAUGAUGAUAUUGCAGCCACAUCUUAUGUGAAGGGACAAUACUCUAUUCCGAAUUGUAUUGAUGUCUUGAUAAUUGUAAACCAGAAAAAACAGGGUCGGGGUGAUUGGAGCGAUGAUAUAUUUAGCUAUGCUUUAGAAUUGAUUAAAGAUAGCAAAAAUAGAGUCAUUGUUAUCUAUUUAAAAAAUCGGUUAAAUGAUUUGGCCAAUUGGAUAAACCACAAGUAUGACAGUAGAAACCGCUAG